Messenger RNA from Myiozetetes cayanensis, 4347 nucleotides. RefSeq names its product modulator of smoothened (gene MOSMO). NCBI's taxonomy places the organism in Eukaryota, Metazoa, Chordata, Aves, Passeriformes, Tyrannidae. Gene Ontology annotation, biological process: negative regulation of smoothened signaling pathway. The transcript is spliced from 3 exons. The coding region runs from base 73 to 576 and encodes 167 amino acids. Gene Ontology annotation, cellular component: ciliary membrane; Golgi apparatus. The record is from RefSeq and is a predicted model, not a curated record.
GGCGCCGCGCGGGCCCGAUGGAGCCGCGGCCGUGAGGCGCCCCCGGCCCGGCCCCUGCGGCAGCCGGAGGACAUGGACAAACUGACCAUCAUCUCAGGAUGCCUCUUCCUGGCCGCCGACAUCUUCGCCAUCGCCAGCCUGGCGAACCCGGACUGGAUCAACACCGGCGAGUCCGCGGGUGCUCUCACAGUUGGCCUUGUGCGACAGUGUCAAACCAUCCAUGGACGUGACAGGACCUGUAUUCCUCCACGGCUGCCUCCCGAGUGGGUCACUACGUUAUUUUUCAUCAUAAUGGGAAUCAUUUCACUAACUGUCACUUGUGGUUUGCUGGUGGCUUCCCACUGGCGAAGAGAAGCUACUAAAUAUGCCCGCUGGAUAGCUUUCACUGGAAUGAUUCUAUUCUGUAUGGCAGCCCUAAUAUUUCCAAUAGGAUUUUACAUCAAUGAAGUUGGAGGUCAACCAUAUAAAUUACCCAAUAACACAGUGGUUGGGUCUUCGUAUGUACUGUUUGUCUUAUCAAUUUUCUUUACAAUAGUGGGACUUCUAUUUGCUGGCAAAGUUUGUUUACCUGGCUGAUGAAUGUCUGAACUGCAGGACUUUAUUUUGGAAAAGAGCAAGACAUCAGAAUUGCAUUCUCAGGAGGAUGCCUAAAUCAGACUGUCAAACACUGACUGAAAAGAGGAAUGCUUUGACUUGUUCUCACUAUGCACUUUGGAUGAAAAAAAGGAGAGCCUUUCCCAUAACCAAAUACAGCCACCGUGGACUAAUCUCCUGAGCAUACUCUAAUGCAGUCAGGUCUGCACUGUGAUAGGAACUAGUGAAGAAUGCUUUACACUGAGAAGCAGAAAUGCCCCAUGUUACUGGACUGUUCCUGUUUUUAACGUCUAACCAUUUGGAAGUCAAAGUAUUUAUGAACUUUGUGGUAGACCAGAGGGUUGCAGAGGAAUUCAAGUGAGGCUGGCCUCGCUGUUUAGGAGAUUAGUGUUUUACAUCUUCCUUCUGUUGAGCAAAGCCUUUGGCACCACCGUGGAUCAAUCUCGCAUUACUGCACCAAGAAGCCAAUAGAUCAAAACAUGUUCUCUAAAUGUAUGUAACAGCAAGAAGACACACAUCCCCUCCUCCCCCAUGAGCUCUAGGAAACACUAAGGAACGUUCUAAAGGGGGAUCUCUUCCUUAUAUUUAUAUAAAUAUAUAUAUAAAUAUAUAUAUAUAUUUUGCUGAUGCAGUAUACAGUGUGUGUGUAUGUGUGUGUGUGUGUAUAUACACAUAUGUAUAUAUAUAUAUAUGUAUAUACACACAAAUGGUUCCUGGAAAAGAACUCAGAACGCUUUGCUAGCAAAACACUGUGGUGUGCAAAACUAGAACUCAAUAGAAAAAAGCCAUUUCUCUGAAGGCCACAUAGCUGAGAGUCUUCAGUUUACCUCAUUCUUUGUAGCAGCCCUUGAUUUUAACAGUUUUUUGUAAUAGGUACAAACGAUCCCAUGCCUUUCUAGGUGCAAUUUUAAGUUAAGCUAAAAUUCUUUUUAUGGUAAUUUAUUUGUAUAUGAGGGUAGAAGGUGAGAUCAUGUCAUGCCGUAAAGUUAAAAUCCUAAUUUUGGGAAACUGACACUAUUUAAAUUAUUAGCAACUGUUGUACAGAAAAUCUCUUUUUCUACUGCAUUGUGACAUUAGCAUUCAUACAUGUUCAAGCACAGCAUUUUACCAUAGGUAAGCAUUUCUCUAGCACAUGUAAAAUGCAAUGUUUAAAGUAAUGCAAACACUGUUCCACUGCAAAGAUGGAUGAACUUAUUUUCACUCGAGUAUUAAUUCAUCUUUGCCAAAAAAAAAGAGCAAUAUAAUUAUUGAAAAGUAUAUGCCUUGUUUACUAAAGUUGUUAUUUUAAAGGUGGAUUUAAUGACCAACCAAAUUUGGAGUAAAUGUUCCUCACUAAAAGUAGUUUUAUUUUUCAGCACAUGGAUAAACCAUUGAGCCCACAGACGUCUUAAUUCACAGCUGGGUCUAACCUUGCAGACAGUAGUUUGGUGUUGCAGGGAAGCUGCCUGCACUCUCAGUGUUUGUUUUCCAGUUAAUCCAUGGUUCACCUGAGGUUCAUGACGAAAACGAAACCAACGGUGUGUUCUGAGCGCUGCUCCAUUGCGGUUACCGGGGGAACUGCAUUUCUGAAUAGACACUGGCCUAAACUGUGAGGGAAAGUGCAUUUUGGAAUGAGGUGGUUAUUGAAAUAUAAUCAGCAGUUCCCAAAUGAAUCACUGAUGAGAUAAGCUGAAGUGUUUGAAAAGAACACAAUUUGCACAAUUAUUUUAAACCGUGUGCCAUUCAGACCCUAGUGGGUCGCUGUCCUUCUCACCUCUUCCCUCUCCCCCUCCCGCUGUAUUUUAAUACAAAAAGAUUAUUUGCUGAUUUAAGUCUUUUUUUCUUUUGAAAUUUUUGAACAAACUUGUCACUGGAAUGGUUCAUAAGCAACUUUUUCUUUUCCAGUCAGCUCGUUCACAGGUAGAAUGGAGUGUUUAUGGAUAACUAAAUUUUUCUAAAGUAUACUAAUCUGUAAAUACAGCCAGGCACCUACUUUGAAGUAGUGGUUUAAAUAUGAUUUGGUUCCUAAUUUAAGUCUGAGGUCCCUAGUGAUGUUGGUGGAGAUAAAAGGCAGGGUUCAGCUGCUUGAUAUGUGUCAAAAUUUUGGUGUUAUCACUACUGUGUCCUAAGCUAAAGUAUUCACUAAAACUUAGGUUAUAAAUUAUGUUAAAAAAAAAAAAAGGCUGUUAUUUUUUUCAGAAAUGUCACACUUGUAAAUAGUUCUAGAUUUUUGUAACUGGAACACAGGUGGGGGGUGGGGAGGGUUUCUCAGCUGCUAAGAUUUCUUCCCCUUCCCUGCUCCCCCAACGUACUUAUUUCAGUUAUAGUAACGUCAUAUGGAUUUAGGCUUUGAUUAAAUGGAUCAUCAUGUAAUAAAAAUUAAAAAAAACACACUUAUCUUGGAGCAUAUCCAGACUGUGGUUGGCUGACUGGAAAUUUAUCUGAUCUGCCAAUGCUAUUGCUAUGAAUUAUUAAAUGAUAACAGAGAUUUAACAAAUAGAUUUAUUAAAUAUUUGAGCAUUUUAAGUCCAGAAAUAGAUGCAGCCAUUUGCAUUUAAAAAAAGCCCAAUCCAGUAAUUGAAGAGACAGCUGUCAACAGUUGCUUUUAAUAAGGUCACUAAGUACUAUAUAGUACAGUAUUAAUUUAUAGCAGAAAAUCAAAUCUUGUAAACUGUAUAUAAAACACUGUUUUAUGGUGCAAUCAUUUGUCAAACUUAUGUCCGUUACUUUUUUUUUAAAGUUGUGUGCAUUCUUUUCAUACCUAAGAGCAUCACUGUAAAAUCUGCUGAAGACUAUUUAUAGGUUUUAUUUGCACAAGGUUUUGUUUUGAACUACAGGAAGUUCGUAUUGAACAUGCCUAAACAUCUGUAGACUUUUUCAGUUCAUGAAAAGCAAAUGUUUCCAUAGGAAUCUUCUCCAAAGGUAAUCCCAUAUUUGUGUUGAGUGUUUACAUAAACUUUUCUGAUUCUGCCAGCCAUUAUUUUUUACUUCUUGAAGGACAGCUCAUUUCAUACGUCACUAGAGAAUCUCGUUUAGUCUUUUGCCUCAACAUUCCCCCAGAGGUUUGAUGUGCCAUCAUAAUGUAAUUCGUGCACGCUUGUCAUUUCUUUGGCUAACAAUAUGUUAAGAUUGGAAACUUGAAAUACUUUCAGAAGGGAAACUAGUUAAUUUGUCUGUAUAAAUGUCAUCGUUGAGCUCAGCUGAAAUAAUUGCCUGGAAGCUGUUUGUCUCAGACCUGGGGAGGGUGUGCCUCGCUGGGCACACCAGGCUGACCAUUUAACGUGGUUUUCUGUUGUUGCUCUUGCUGGAGAGCGAUAUCGGUGUCCCGCAGACACCGGUAGAGCCCCACCACCCUGUCCCCUGGCCGAGGUGGCACCGCCAGGUUCGGGCUCUCCUGCCAUCCCUGUGUUUCUGAGCCGUUGUUGAACCACUCCAGAACACGACUGUAGGUUACUGUUCGCCCCGACACACACACACACAGGAAAAUGGAAGCUGUCCUUUAAAACCUUUGUGAAGGAUGAACAUAAUGAAGGAAAUGGUGUCUGCAGGCGGGCUGUCCUGCCUGGGCGUGCGUCGCUCCCGCUCGAGGCUGGACCGGCCGCCUGCACCUCCAGCCUUUACUGAGGGUUGUUUUCUAAUUGGUUUAGAGCAUUUUUUUCAAUUAAUGAUUUCCGAACAAAUGUUAAUACAAACUGUAUAAAAUGAACAUAAUUUUCUUCACUUGUAUUUUUGUUAUUGAGCAAGUUUAUCAAAAUAAAUUGUCUACUAAAGCGA